CGUCUCACCCGACCAAAACAUAAUACUCCUAUUUAUCAAUGAACACAGACUUAGUCACUUUUUCAAUAUGGAAUAUUUGGUUACUUUUUAACCAUAUUUACAGCAUCUAAAUAAUUACAUAUUGCAGUGUAAAACUGUUUAAUCUUUCUAAUCAUAUGAUAAUGACGAACACGAGGCAGGACUAAAUAGCUUGCACCAAAUUACAGAUUUAUGGUAUGAUCACUUCUGUGUUGCAACUUGGUGCAAACUAAAACAACUUAUGUAGCAAUAUCAAGUUAUGCCAAAUUGGUUUACACCACACUGGUAAGGAAUCAGAAUGUUAGAUGACUCUUAAGAUUGAAACGCCUUCCAUUUCAACCCAAAAAAACAAAAAUAUAAGACUGGUAGUUAGUUUCACACUCAACAACCAAAGUACAUCCAUUAUACAUCAUUCAUUUAUUGAAAUUAAAGUUCUUAAAAUCUGACAGUUAUUUCAUAGGUAUAUAUAGAAUCAAUUGAGCCAAUGUUAUUAAUAACUAACUCCAUUUUGUAAUAACCAUCCUAAAACAGUAUGUUUGCUCAUCAAUUCCUCCAUUAAUCAUAGUAAACAUCAACAGAUUCAGCAUAACUCUACUGAGAAAUGAAAAGGCACUCAUUCUCAACUUGAGCGAGUGAAAGAAUGAUUACGAUAGAUAUGUUACCCUCACCGCUUGAUUCUUCAACUUCAUUUCUAAACACAAGCACUAUUGUUGCACUUUGCGUAUUCUUUGCACUCCUCUGUGCUUGCAUCAUCGUAGGCCACCUUCUCGAAGAGAAUCAAUGGGCCAACGAAUCCAUCACUGCCCUCCUUCUUGGUUUGUGUUCUGGAGUGGUGGUGUUGUUGGUGACGAAGUUUCACAGUACCAAGAUUCUAAUAUUCAAUGAAGAUUUGUUCUUUCUUUACUUGCUUCCACCAAUCAUUUUCAAUGCCGGUUUCCAAGUCAAGAAGAAACAGUUCUUCAAGAAUUUCACUAGUAUUCUUCUGUUUGGUGUCCUUGGAACAGUUAUUUCUUUCUGUCUUAUAUCUCUUGGUGCCUUUCUACUCUUUAACGGGAUUGGUAUAACUAACCUCGGCAUAAAAGAUCACCUAGCCAUUGGGGCCAUACUGUCAGCAACUGACUCGGUUUGUACAUUACAGGUUCUGAGUCAAGACGAAACACCUUUUCUUUACAGCAUUGUAUUUGGCGAAGGAGUAGUAAAUGAUGCCACAUCCAUUGUUCUUUUCAAUUCAGUCCAAACACUUAACUUCAGCAGUAUCAAUGCUAUUACAGCUUUGAAAUUGUUGGGGACGUUCCUUUACCUCUUUUGCACUAGUACUGCUCUUGGCGUAAUUAUUGGCCUUUUAAGUGCUUAUAUUAUUAAAACACUUUACUUUGGGAGGCACUCUACAGAUCGUGAAGUUGCGCUUAUGAUGUUAAUGGCAUAUCUGUCAUAUAUGAUUGCCGAGCUUAUGAAUCUCAGUGGAAUUUUGACUAUUUUCUUCUGUGGCGUUGUUAUGUCACACUACACAUGGCACAAUGUUACAGGAAACUCGAGGACAACAACCAAGCACUCCUUUGCAACUCUCUCGUUUAUAGCGGAAACCUUUAUAUUUCUAUAUGUUGGCAUGGAUGCUCUAGACAUUGACAAAUGGAAAAGAAGCAAAGCCAGCAUAGGAACUUCAGUUGCUGUCAGCUCAACUUUGAUUUCAUUAGUUUUGAUUGGAAGAGCAGCAUUUGUUUUCCCUAUUGCAAACAUUGCAAACUGCAUCAAAACAAGAGAGAGCACAAAAAUUGAGUUUCGAUCACAGUUUAUAAUAUGGUGGGCAGGCUUGAUGAGAGGUGCCGUGACCAUUGCCUUGUCUUAUAAUCAGUUUUCAAAAUCUGAGAUAGCAUCUGCUGAAAACUCUGCAUUAAUGAUCACGUCAACUAUAAUCCUCGUCUUAUUCAGUACCGUGGUAUUUGGUUCCAUAACAAAGCCUUUGAUUGAGGCUGUGAAGUUAAGGCAUUCGAAACCAGCCAUUUCUGACUCCACUGAUAAUCAAGAGGAUAUGAGAUUACUAUUCCUUGAAAGCAAUUGUUCCGGCAACCAAAGCAACGAUCAGCCAAAUCAUAGACGAAGUACACUGAGUUUGCUGAUGCGUUAUCCUACUACUACAGUUCACUACUUUUGGAGGAAAUUUGAUGACAAGUUUAUGAGACCUGUAUUUGGUGGUAGAGGUUUUGUUCCGGUUGCUCCUGGUUCACCACCUGCCGAAGACGAGAUUUCUUGAAACACAAGCAAAUAGUACCUGUUUUGUUUUUUAUUUUCUGGUUUUAGUAUGAAGCAUUGGAAACCAGGUGGUAUAUUUGCAUCUAAAACUCAGCAGAGAAUGAAAACAUAAACUAUAUUUUAUGACUAUUUGAGGAAAAUUUUGUAUUCUUUACUUUCAUUAGCAUUGAUUAGAAAUAUGACAUACACUAUAGUUUGGCGUAAUACAUAGUAAUCUCGGCCAAAAGUUGUAUUAUGUAUUAAUAAAUAUCUCAAACAAAAAGUAUUGCUUAUUGCUCCUUAA
Lathyrus oleraceus (garden pea) is the source of this 2551-nucleotide messenger RNA. Its product is annotated as sodium/hydrogen exchanger 1. Lineage: Eukaryota; Viridiplantae; Streptophyta; Magnoliopsida; Fabales; Fabaceae. Gene Ontology annotation, biological process: sodium ion import across plasma membrane; proton transmembrane transport; potassium ion transmembrane transport. Gene Ontology annotation, molecular function: potassium:proton antiporter activity; sodium:proton antiporter activity. The record is from RefSeq and is a predicted model, not a curated record. The coding region runs from base 659 to 2269 and encodes 536 amino acids. The transcript is spliced from 14 exons. Gene Ontology annotation, cellular component: plasma membrane.